Purpureocillium takamizusanense is the source of this 1626-nucleotide messenger RNA. RefSeq lists its product as uncharacterized. Bases 1 to 1626 code for a protein of 541 amino acids. The record is from RefSeq and is a predicted model, not a curated record. The transcript has 3 exons. Gene Ontology annotation, molecular function: carbohydrate:proton symporter activity. Gene Ontology annotation, biological process: transmembrane transport; carbohydrate transport. Lineage: Eukaryota; Fungi; Ascomycota; Sordariomycetes; Hypocreales; Ophiocordycipitaceae. Gene Ontology annotation, cellular component: membrane.
AUGGAGAAGCCAGCACCCCCAGAGUGCAUGGAGCGCGUCACCCCAAAUGGUGCGCAAGCUGCGUCUCUCGCGGUCAAGACGUCCUGGCUUGAGCGCAAGUUGAAGCCGACACGUAUCCGCCACCGAUAUCCGUUCAAGGGGGCGCCUCUGUUAUGGAUGACCUGUGCAUUCGGAAGCCUUGGAGAUGCUCUUUUCGGAUACGAUCAAGGAAUCGUCGCCGGCCUGCUGGUGAACCCCGUGUUUCUGGCGCGUUUCUUUCGCGACUACGGCGGCGCCGACGGGACCAGCGACAACAUCGACCCGUCCAUCACCGGCAUCCUCGUGGCCUGCCUGCAAGUGUCGGCCGCCGUCGGGGCGCUCAUCGCCGGACCAUUCGGCGACAUGGUUGGAAGGAAAAAGUCGGUCCGCGUCGGCGGCUUCAUCUACUUUGCGACCGCCUUCGUGCAGGCCUUUGCCCCCGACUUCAAAACCUUCGUUGCCGGGCGCACCGUCCAGGGCCUGGGCGUCGGCUUCCUGUCCAUGACCGUGCCCGUCAUCCAGACGGAGAUUGCAGCGCCGCAUCGCCGCGGCCUCAUGGUGGGCAUCGAGUACACGUUCCUCAUCGGCGGCUACGCCAUGUCGACGUGGGUCGACUUUGGCUUCCACCACCUGAUCCCGCAGAGCGAGUCGUGGCAGGGCCCGUACUUUAUACAGAUGGGGCUCGCCUUCAUCCUCGUGGCCAUGUCCUUUGUCUUGCCCGAGACGCCGCGCUGGCUCGCCUCCAACGGCUUCCCCAAGGAGUGCCUGCAGACCAUCGCCGACCUGCACACGCCCGACGGCGACACGCAGUGCCCCGAGGUGCAGCAGGUCAUGCUGGAAAUCGCCGAAGCCGCGCGCUACGAGGCCACGCUCGGUCAGUCGUCGUGGGGAGAGAUGUUUACGCGCUAUCGGAAGCGCACCUUGGUCGGCAUCUCGGUCCAGAUGUUUGCCCAGCUCAACGGCAUCAACGUCAUCUCGUUCUAUCUCCCCACCACGUUGGCCAAGGCGGGCUUCACGCAGGAAAAGUCGCUGCUGUACACGGCUGCCAACUCUCUGCCAUACGUUGCCGCCACCGUACUUGCCUGGUGGCUGGCCGAUGCGUGGGGUCGGCGUCCUUUGCUGCUCCUCGGUGGCGUCCUCAUGGCCAUCGCGCUAUGCAUGGUCUGCGCCUUCACCGAGGCCAAGUUCCACGACCCCAACGUGCGGGCGCACCUCAUCUACGCCUUUGUCGUCAUCUACAACACCAUCUACGGCUUCACCUGGGGCCCGAUCCCGUGGCUGCUGCCCGCCGAGAUCUUUCCGCUCCGGGCGCGCAGCAAAGGCGUGGCGCUCGCCACGUGCUCCAACUGGCUCUUCAACGUCGUCAUCGGCAUGUCGGCGCCCGACGCGUUUGCGGGCAUCGGCGGGUACUACUACCUCAUCAUCGCCGGCUUCUGCCUCACGUCGGUGGCGCUGACGUACUUUUACUUUGUGGAGACGGCGAACCAUACGCUCGAGGAGGUGGCGCUGGCGUUUGGUGAUAAGGCGUUUGCGGCGGACGACGUGGUGAUUAUGGCUACGGCGGGGCUGCAUCGCGACCGCGGCGUCGUGUCGUCGCCGGCAGUGUGA